AUGUCUACUAAUGAGAAUACUAAUGCAGCAGCUCGCUUGAACAGAUUCAAGAACAAGGGAAAAGAUACCACAGAAAUGAGAAGGCGGCGUAUUGAAGUCAACGUAGAGCUGAGAAAGGCUAAGAAAGAUGACCAGAUGCUUAAAAGAAGAAAUGUUAGCACUUUACCAGAUGAUGCUACUUCCCCCCUUCAGGAAAACAGGAAUAAUCAAGUUUCAGCACACUGGUCAGUUGAAGAAAUAGUCAAAGGAGUUAAUAGUAAUAACACAGAGCUUCAGCUACAGGCUACUCAAGCUGCCAGGAAACUCCUCUCAAGAGAGAAGCAGCCCCCCAUAGAUAGUAUAAUUCGAGCUGGUUUAAUUCCAAAGUUUGUCUCCUUCUUGGGCAGAGCAGACUGUAGUCCUAUUCAGUUUGAAUCUGCUUGGGCGCUUACCAACAUUGCGUCUGGCACAUCAGAACAAACAAAGGCAGUAGUAGAUGGUGGGGCUAUUCCAGCCUUUAUUUCACUGCUGGCCUCUCCACAUACUCACAUCAGUGAACAGGCUGUGUGGGCUUUAGGAAACAUUGCAGGGGAUGGCUCUACCUAUAGAGAUCUGGUUAUUAAAUUUGGUGCAAUUGAGCCAUUGCUGACUCUACUAGCUGUUCCUGAUCUCUCUUCUUUGGCUUCUGGAUAUUUACGCAAUGUUACCUGGACCCUCUCAAACCUGUGUCGUAAUAAGAACCCUGCACCACCCAUAGAAGCUAUUGAGCAGAUUCUUCCAACCCUGGUUCGACUCUUGCACCAUGAUGAUCAUGAGGUGUUAGCAGACACAUGCUGGGCACUCUCCUACUUAACAGAUGGUUCUAAUGACAGAAUAGAAGUUGUGGUGAAAACAGGGCUUGUACCACAACUUGUGAAACUCCUGGGAUGUAGUGAACUGCCAAUAGUGACUCCUUCAUUAAGAGCCAUAGGAAAUAUUGUCACUGGUACUGAUGAGCAGACACAGAUUGUUAUUGAUUCAGGAGCAUUAAGUGUUUUUCCAAGUCUGCUUUCUCAUCAUAAAAACAACAUUCAGAAAGAAGCAGCAUGGACAAUGUCCAACAUCACUGCUGGACGUCAGGACCAGAUUCAGCGAGUUGUAGAUCAUGGCCUUGUUCCUUAUCUCAUUGGUAUUCUGCGGAAGGGAGAUUUCAAGUCUCAAAAGGAAGCUGUGUGGGCUGUGACUAACUACACAAGCGGAGGAACAAUUGACCAGAUUGUGUAUCUUGUUCAGGCGGGUGUUGUCGAACCUCUACUGAAUCUCCUCUCGGCUAAAGACAGCAAAACUGUGCUAGUUAUCUUGGAUGCUGUUGCCAAUAUCUUCUUGGCUGCUGAGAAGAUUAAUGAGACUGAAAAACUCUGUCUCAUGAUUGAAGAGUGUGGAGGUCUGGACAAGAUUGAAGCUCUCCAAUCGCAUGAAAAUGAAGAAGUAUAUAAAGCCUCAUCCAGCAUCAUUGAGAAGUACUUCUCAGCAGAAGAGGAGGAAGACCAAAAUGUUGUACCAGCAUCUACUGCUGCUAGCUACACUUUCCAAAUCCAUGGCCGUACUCCAGACACUUUCAACUUCUAGAUCUCGUACACACUGCAACCACCUACAAGUUGUUUGGUACCCAAAUGACUGCCAUUUCUAUAUAUGUCUUAAUAUCUUCUCUUGCUUUUUACUGUUUUUCCUUUGUGACCUGUAGCACUUUGUCCAACUGAAACAUACUUGAACAGUUCAAAACUGUACAUACAAUGUGAAUUUCUAACUGUAAACAUCAUUCUUUCUGACAUACUUGUAAAUACUCAAUCUGUUCUUCCGACUCUUGCUGUCCCCCUCAGGGAUAAGAAUGCAAAGGGAUAACAGUGCUCUCUAAGCAUGAGCCACUGCUCUGUGUAACCUCUUCGUAACCUAUUACACUCUACAUAACCUAUUACAGCAAUCAGUACACUGAGUAGGCUUUUAAAGGGGAUUUAUGGUUAAAGUUCAA
Rhea pennata is the source of this 1987-nucleotide messenger RNA. RefSeq names its product karyopherin subunit alpha 2 (gene KPNA2). Gene Ontology annotation, biological process: NLS-bearing protein import into nucleus. NCBI's taxonomy places the organism in Eukaryota, Metazoa, Chordata, Aves, Rheiformes, Rheidae. The coding region runs from base 1 to 1587 and encodes 528 amino acids. The record is from RefSeq and is a predicted model, not a curated record. Gene Ontology annotation, cellular component: cytoplasm; nucleus. Gene Ontology annotation, molecular function: nuclear import signal receptor activity; protein binding. The transcript is spliced from 10 exons.